Molecule: messenger RNA, 3011 nt
Organism: Cydia amplana
Lineage: Eukaryota; Metazoa; Arthropoda; Insecta; Lepidoptera; Tortricidae
Exons: 13
Coding region: 97-2880 (927 amino acids)
Molecular function (GO): protein binding
Source: RefSeq, a predicted model, not a curated record
GCUUUACAAAUUGAUGUCAAAUUAAAUCUAAUUGUAUGCGUCUGAAUGGAAAAAAUGUAAACAGGGAUAGCGUCACGUGGAACGGCGCACCUUGGAAUGGAAUGGAACGAUUAUGCUACAAAAUGUCAAAAAAGCAAAAGUACGAAGGACUGUAGGGGCGGCGACCGCGGCUCGAAGGGAAAGGGGGAAGGGAAGCGUGGCCGUCAGUUUCUCGCCGACCGCCGCGACGCGAGUACGUCCCGAUGCGACCCGCGCCCUGACGCGAUGGCCUCGUCCACGAGCGGCAACAUCGUGAUCGAGUGGUUGCGAUCGCUCCACUUGGGCCAGUACGCGGAAAGUUUUAUAGACAAUGGUUACGAUGACUUAGAAAUAUGCAAACAGGUCGGAGAGCCCGACCUGGACGCCAUCGGCGUCCUAAAUCCGACCCAUCGUGCACGCUUGCUGCACUCCGUCAGAACUUUGAGAGAGGAAGGUGCAGCGGCUGUUUACUUCACGUUGGAGGAGGCGGCCGCCGCUCGGGAUUCCUGCCGAUGUGAGGAGGAGAACAGGAAGGAGCAGGCCUCGGCCGUAGUGGAGCCGGCGAAGUACGCGGACGAGUACGAGGAAGGAAAGGCUGAGCUGGUGAAGAUUCCUCGGAUUCAGCUGAAGCGUUUGCUGCGAGAGCGGCUGGCGCAGGACGGGAUCCGCCUGAGCCUGCAGCCGUACUCAACCACGGAUGGAGACCGGGGCUACCUCGAAGGCCUAGCGUCCCGCUACGCAGACCUCUUCUCCACGCACUACGGGGACGUCCUCGACCACCUCGAGGAGUUACGGAGACACGAGUGGGAGGAGAUGUCUCCUCGAAUGCGGGUCCUGGGUGGGCCUGGGACCCCGCAGACCCCGCCGUCAGCCAGCCCUGGGUCGCUGGCGCUGAACAAUCUGACGACCAGUCUGUCGCAGCCGAUUUAUGUGCCGGGAAAAUACUCGUCUUAUGUUCAACAGCCGUCGAGCUGCCUGACCGACAAGGAGGAGGACGAGAUCUACGGCUUCGGCUACGGGGUGUUCGGCAAGCAGAUGCUGCAGCGGCAGCAGCAGCAGAAGCAGCUGCUGCUAGCGCAGCCGACGCAGCCGCUCAUUCAUAACCAGCAGCAUAAUUAUCAGAGUUGUUUGAGUCCACGGUCGGCGUAUUUCUACGAAUUUCCCCCGAGUGUCUCCUCUGCAGACAACUGCCUGGGCACCGCCAAGAAGAAGGUGACCACGUUCUCACGUCUGCUGCGUGGACUCAAGUCUCAUAGGAAAGAGAAGCAUGGCUCCUGUUCGCCGAAACACCACAGUCCGAGGCAGAUCCUGCCGCCGCAGCGGGUGGACACCCCGGACAGCGUGCUGCAAAGCGGGCUGGGUCUGGGCCCGGGGCCCGACACGGCCCUGCGCUCCAUGGUAGACCCGAGAGACUAUGAUCGCCUCCGCUUCUUUCAAAUGAACGCCCAACCCAACACCUUUGAAGAGACUAUACAUAGGUUAAAAGUUCAAGAAGCAAUGAAGAAAAAAGACAAGAUAGCAAGAGAACAGGAAGAGAUUUUAAGGGAUAUUAGACAUGGACUGAUGAACAUGGGACGGGAUGGUGUGCGUGGACCUUUUGGAGACGACACGUAUAUGUACGACGACGAGGCGAGAGGCCUGUCCGGGCGAGGGCACUGGUAUGACGAGCCGCCGUACGAGAGCGACCCCGAAGACUUUCUCAUGGGCGGAGGAGCCCCGGCCGCCUCGUUUCAAAAUGGCCGCGUGUGCUUCACUCUCAACCUCCGCAAUGAAUCGAGAGGUGAAGGCGUGAUAUCUCUCAGAACCGCCGGCGAUAUAAGCCUAGCGAGAGCCCCUCGACGGGGAUUAAUAAUUCCACAGAGCGGACCCUACCCGACAACCGUGAUCCCUUUACGAACAGCAAGAGACCGCGAGAGCGGGGAUUACGCCGCGUCCGACAUACAGUCCAUAGGCUCGAGGCUGUCUGGAAUAUCGCUGGACUCCACGAGGUCAGAGAGGGAUUCGAGGAGAGGCUACCGGCAAAUGUCAGGAUACCGGAUAGGCGACCCACUAUCGCCCGCUUCCUCGGAUUACGAAGAUCAAGAAAGCGAAACUGAUUCACAGCAUAUAGCAACCGUGCACCAGUCGGCGGAAGAGUGCGAAGGGGUUUCCAACCUUGCAGGAAAAGUGCGGGGGCUUAGGCAAGAUGUACAAAGAAAAAUUUCAAGAUUACGACAAGAGACCGGACCGGAAGGCACCGACCGGCGGAUGAACGCAGACCAAGCGUUCCCUUGUUCUAAUAGUUCGUUCGAAAGUCUUCCCAGCGGAUCAGGCAGUAGCACACAAGCAUUGGUUCGAGCCGGUAGUAAUCACUCAUCUCUCUCGGCAGAAGAAAAUAUAGAAUUAAGUCCGGCCGGGCGGAGCUUACUCGCGCCGCAAAUGCUGUGCCGGGCGCGCGCGCUCGUCGAUUUCGUGCCCAAUAUUUACGACAAAGAUGCUUUGAGAUACAAGAAAGGGGACAUCAUCGAGGUAAUCAACAUGAACGCAUCUGGGAUCUGGCGAGGCGUUUUAAAUAACAAAGUUGGAAACUUUAAAUUCGCAAACGUUGAAGUACUAUCCGACAGAGAAACGAUGCGAUCGAGGUCAUCAAAAUGGUGCAAGAGUCGGGAGAGGCUUUGGGAAACGCGACCAAGAACGGUGGAAGAAUUGUUGAGGAGAAUAGACUUACCGGAGUACACAGUGGCCUUUGCAAGAAAUGGAUACGAAGAUAUAGAACUCUUUAAAGAAAUCGAACCAUCCGAUCUUGACUACUUAGGAAUAAUGACCCCUGAGCACCGCACUCGCAUUCUUGCUGCUGUACAACUGCUGCACCAACUCGAAUGAUUAUUUCUGAUUGUCUUAGGUGGCGGCGAAGGUGACUGUGAAGGAGAAGGCGGUGGCUCCAGUUCCGAAGGUGGUGAUUCGCCGUUCGGUCGUCGGCAAUUUCCCCGUGACUCCGGGUGUUAUGAAGCGGG